Cryptococcus amylolentus CBS 6039 is the source of this 240-nucleotide messenger RNA. RefSeq lists its product as hypothetical. The record is from RefSeq and is a predicted model, not a curated record. Gene Ontology annotation, biological process: nucleotide-excision repair, preincision complex assembly; transcription by RNA polymerase II; transcription initiation at RNA polymerase II promoter. The transcript has 4 exons. Gene Ontology annotation, cellular component: transcription factor TFIIH holo complex; transcription factor TFIIH core complex. NCBI's taxonomy places the organism in Eukaryota, Fungi, Basidiomycota, Tremellomycetes, Tremellales, Cryptococcaceae. The coding region runs from base 1 to 240 and encodes 79 amino acids.
AUGAACACCGACAGCUACAGGGUCAAGAUAACAUCAGGUGUUCUCGUAACCUGCGACUCUGCCGCUAAACAAAUCCUCCUCCAUCUCGACUCUCUCCGCGAUGGCAACAACAAAUUUGUGGCUCUUGACUGGGGAGACGACAACAAGCUGUUGAUCAAGAAGGACUACGUGGAACAUGUCAAAGAGGCUCUCCAGGACGAGCUGGAGAAAAACACCUAUGUGCAAGAUCCCAACGUAUGA